AUGGCGGCCGCCUGUCCCUGCAGGCCGAUUGCUCCCGAGACUGCUGCCGCCCGGCUCAUGGGUGUCCUGUGGUUCGUAUCAGUCACCACGGGACCUUGGGGAGCUGCCGCCGGGGGUGCUGAAGAAACACUUAAGUGCGAGGACCUCAAAAUGGGGCAAUAUAUUUGUAAAGAUCCAAAAAUAAAUGAUGCUACACAAGAACCAGUUAACUGUACAAACUACACAGCUUAUGUUCAGUGUUUUCCAGCACCUAACAUAAUUUGUAAGGAUUUUGGUGGCAACGAAACACAUUUUACUGGAAGCGAAGUUGGUUUUCUCAAGCCUAUAUCUUGCCGAAAUGUGAAUGGCUAUUCAUACAAAGUGGCAGUUGCACUGUCUCUUUUCCUUGGAUGGUUGGGAGCAGAUCGAUUUUACCUUGGAUACCCUGCCUUGGGUUUGUUAAAGUUUUGCACUGUGGGGUUUUGUGGAAUUGGGAGCCUAAUUGAUUUCAUUCUUAUUUCAAUGCAGAUUGUUGGACCUUCAGAUGGAAGUAGUUAUAUUAUAGAUUACUAUGGAACCAGACUUACAAGACUGAGUAUUACCAAUGAGACAUUUAGGAAAACACAGUCAUAUCCAUGAAUACUGUUUAAAAGAAACAGUAAGUGAUAUGUGAUUUGGGCCUCCUUGAUUUUAAUAGAGAACUCUCAAUAUAUAAGACUUCCAGAUUUUUCUUUCUUCAAAUACCACUUUAUGGAUUCUUUUUAAUUUUUUGUUGUUGUCGAUGUUUUUGUUUUGUUGGUUUUUGUUAAAAACAUAUUGUUCUGAGAUUUAUUUAAUAGAACUUGUUUGAGAGCUGUAUGAUAAUAGAGUCUUUCUUAGGCUGCUGUCUCUAUGAGAUAGAUAGAUGAUUACCCUGAAAUUAAUGUCUUUUCGAAAGGCAAGUCACCACUUGUCCUUUCGCUUCUGAAAAAUAAAAGUUUGACUUACUCACA
Messenger RNA from Budorcas taxicolor (takin), 971 nucleotides. It is a transcript of the gene TM2D1, whose product is annotated as TM2 domain containing 1. The transcript has 7 exons. Lineage: Eukaryota; Metazoa; Chordata; Mammalia; Artiodactyla; Bovidae. Gene Ontology annotation, biological process: apoptotic signaling pathway. Bases 1 to 618 code for a protein of 205 amino acids. Gene Ontology annotation, molecular function: amyloid-beta binding; G protein-coupled receptor activity. The record is from RefSeq and is a predicted model, not a curated record.